AUGGAUAAACCUAAGAAACAAGGCAAAGGUGGGAAUCCGAUUGCCGAAGAAUCUUAUAAUCAGUUUAUUGGUGAUUCAUCAAAUUUGCCCAAUGACCAGGUAAUUAAUGAUAUAUUUCUGUCUCGUAAGACCCAGCAUGCUGAAGAUGCUGUAGAUUAUGAAGAUAUCGAUGAAUUAGCUGAUGAUGAUGAAAUUGACUUAAAUGACGAACAGGAAUCAAGUAUUCCUCAUGAUGAUGUAGAUAAUAACGAAGGAGACCUUCAAGAACAGGCCGAUGAAGAAUUUGACAAUAUGUUUGGAAACGAUGGCGGUGAAGAAAACAACAUGGAUGAAGAUAAGUUUGGUUCGUAUUCGGACAAUAAUAAUCGUCUAUUUAAUGACUUGAAUAAUACUGACAACUUGGUUGAUGAUGAUGGUUUUCAUGAUUUGAACAUGGGUGGAAUAUUUGAAGAUGAUAUACAAAAUAGGGAGAGUCAUUCUGCGCAACCAGACAGAAAGCGGGCCCGCCCAUUGGAACUGGAGGAGAAUAGAAGAAUAAAGAAGCAAAAGCUCGCAAGAAUUGUAAAGAAACUAGAAGAGAGGAAUACGAAGAAGAGUUUAGCUUACUAUUUCCCCAAUUAUGCUAAAGAUAAACCAUUUAACAAUCACACGUUGUUUCUACCAUCUCCCAAGUACUAUUCCUAUCUUCGUCCCCCAAUAGCAUUAAAAUCUAACGUUAAACCAUUAAUUCCAAAUAAAUUAUCAUUGAAAAUUGAUGUUGACCAAAGAAAAUUAUUUAAGGCUAAAAAGUUACCACUAAACGACAGCUCCGAGAAUGCAAAAAAUAACAUAAUAAAUAUCACGUCAAACGAUUUAGACAUAAUAGAAGAAUUAGAAAAAAAAGGCGUUCAAAAGGUAUCUAACCUAAACCCAAUUUCAUUCUUGAGUCUGGAUGGAACAAAUAAUGAUAAGUUUUCUGAAUUCUCGAAAGACUUGAUUCUAUCUACGACUUAUUGGGAUGAUGAUGCCAUUAUUAAUGCAGGUGAUAAAAAGUACGAUACUGGCGUUCCUGUCAAAGUCGAGCAAAGAUCACUUGAUAUGGAAUCUGAUUACGAAGAGGAUGAAAACAUAUUUAAUGGACAAAUAACUGAAAAGAACUUGAAGUUAGACAUGAACGAUCCUAAUUUAUUAUUUGUGCCUGAUAAGUCUGCAUCUGAAAAAACAAAAUCCAAGGCUGUUAUUCCUACUAAUGAAAAAUUAUUGGAAAUGAAAUUCAAUAUUUCUAAUGAUAAAGAAUAUGAAAUAUUAAAGAAUAAUUACAAUACAAAGGUUAGAAGUCAAUUGAGUAACUUAAAUAUUGAACAUUCAAUUCCAGCACUACGGUUGCAAACUCCUUACUAUAGAGUUAAGUUGACUAAAGAGGAAGCAAGAUCUUUCCAUAGACCUAAAUUUAAUGUCAGGCCGGGUACAUUAAUAAGUUUUUCGAAAUUGAAGUUGCGUAAGAAGAAAAAGGACAGAGGUAAAACAUCCCAAGAAAUAUUUACAAAGUCUUCGGAUUUAACAACUUCAGACACGAGUGCUCUUAUUGGGAUGGAAUACGCAGAAGAAUAUCCUCAAAUUUUAUCGAAUUUUGGUAUGGGUUCUAAAUUAAUUAAUUAUUAUCGAAAGGAAAAGGAAGAUGAUAAUUCGAGACCAAAAGCUCCGUUAGGUGAAACUCAUGUUCUCGGUGUAGAAGAUAGAUCACCGUUCUGGAAUUUUGGCCAUGUUGCUAAGGGUGAUUUUGUCCCAACUCUAUACAACAAUAUGGUACGUGCUCCCGUUUUCAAACAUGACACUACCCAAACCGACUUUUUGCUUGUUCGAUCACAGGGAGCUGGUAAUCAUCAAAAAUAUUUCUUGAGAAAUAUUAAUCAUCUCUUUGCUGUGGGAAAUACAUUUCCUGCUGUGGAAGUCCCUGCUCCACAUUCUAGGAAAGUUACUAAUACUUCUAAAAACAGGUUGAAGAUGAUUGUAUUUCGUGCAAUGAAUAUGAAUGAUGAAUCCCGUGUUUCUGUAAAGACUAUUGCACAUCAUUUUCCCGAUCAAAACGAUAUGCAAAAUCGUCAAAGAUUGAAGGAGUUCAUGGAAUAUCAAAAACACGGUGAGGAUCAAGGAUAUUGGAAAAUUAAGAAUACUGACAUUGUGCCGUCAGAAGACGAGAUUAGAUCUAUGAUCACUCCUGAAGACGUGGCGUUAUUAGACAGUAUGCAAUAUGGGCAGCAGACAUUGGAGGAUUUGGCCUUUUUGUUCAGUAAUGAGGCAGGAUCCAAAAAAGAGGAUAUCAAAAAGGAAAAUAAGAAAGACAAAUCUAGAGAUGAGAAUACUAGUGAUGGUGAAAAAGAGAAAGACAAACCUAAAGAGAAGAAUGAGAAAGAGAAGAAAUCAAAAUUGAAAGAUAAGGACAAUGAUAAAGAUAGAGAUAGGGAUCUUGAAGAAGAAGAAGAACUCGCACCAUGGAAUUUAACUCGUAAUUUCGUAAAUGCCAAUCAGACUAAGGCAAUGCUCCAACUUAAUGGUGAAGGAGACCCUACAGGCAUUGGAUUAGGAUUUUCAUUCUUUAGAUCGACACAAAAAAGCAGUUUCACUCCAUUAUUUGCACCCGUUAAGGAAAACGUUCCUAAAAACAAUACUGCUGCGUAUCAGCAAAAGCUUUAUGAGAAUGAAGUUUCAAGAAUAUGGUACGCGCAAAGAAGAUCUUUGACUGUAGAUCAACUGGAUGGUCAUGAUUUAAGUACUGUGUACAAUGAAUAUAAACCGGCAGACCAUGAUCGAGCAGUAAAACAUAAAAUAGCAAAAGAUAAAGACAUUGCUAUUAAUGAAGAAAUUGGAUCUGCCGAGAAUAAGGCUUUGAGGAUAACAAGAAGAUUCCGUGAUGAAAAUGGUAUUGUUCAAAGACGAGUUGAUACUAUUACUGAUCCAAGAUUAAUACGAGCAUAUAUAAGACGUAGAAAGCAAAUUGAAGAUGAAUUAUUAAGGAAUGCCGAGGUUGACGAUAUUAUUCCGACGAAUGAUAAAGAAUUAAACAAACUCCGUCGUAAGGCUUUAGAAGAAAAAUUGGCUAGUUUGGAAAAGAAAGCCAAGCUGGGGAAAGGUAGAAAACCUUCCAAGGAUGUAUUGCAUAUAGCUGCAGCUGCCGGUGGAAAAGUGAUCGAUGCUAACACUGUAAUGUUACCAGACGGUUCUUAUGCUUUUGGUGGCAAAGGUAUUGGUAAGGGUAAAAGUAAAACUAGAAGAUGCGCCUCGUGCGGUGCAUUUGGUCACAUUAGGACCAAUAAGUCAUGUCCAUUAUUUUAUCAGAAUAAUGAAAAAGAAGCUUCUACAGAAACCAACACUACUGUUGGUGCUGAAACUUCUGUACCGCCUCCGUCUUUUCCUCAGGCGGGACCGUCAGGUCAGUAG
Debaryomyces hansenii CBS767 is the source of this 3417-nucleotide messenger RNA. It is a transcript of the gene TAF145, whose product is annotated as Taf145p. Gene Ontology annotation, cellular component: transcription factor TFIID complex. The transcript has a single exon. Bases 1 to 3417 code for a protein of 1138 amino acids. The record is from RefSeq and is a predicted model, not a curated record. Lineage: Eukaryota; Fungi; Ascomycota; Pichiomycetes; Serinales; Debaryomycetaceae. Gene Ontology annotation, biological process: transcription by RNA polymerase II; RNA polymerase II preinitiation complex assembly. Gene Ontology annotation, molecular function: RNA polymerase II general transcription initiation factor activity; TBP-class protein binding; RNA polymerase II general transcription initiation factor binding.